GUUUCUAGAUAAUCGAUUGUUUGCGACUUGUUCUGAUGACACUACAAUAGCACUUUGGGAUUUGAGAAAGCUGAACACAAAAGUGUGCACUUUACAUGGUCACACCAGCUGGGUUAAGAACAUCGAGUAUGAUACCAAUACGAGAUUACUAGUAACAUCAGGGUUUGAUGGAAAUGUGAUCAUCUGGGACACAAACAGGUGCACAGAAGAUGGUUGUCCCCACAAGAAGUUUUUUCACACUCGUUUUCUUAUGCGAAUGAGGCUGACACCAGACUGUUCCAAAAUGUUGAUCUCAACCUCUUCUGGAUAUCUUCUUAUUUUGCAUGACCUUGACCUAAACAAAUCUUUAGAGGUUGGCAGCUAUCCAAUUUUAAGAGCUAGGAGGACUACAUCAAGUUCAGACGUAACGUCAUCGGGUUCGUCAUCGGGUUCGUCAUCGGGUCUGUCUGGUCCUCGAGCUGUUGGUUCACCAUGUCACCAGAAUGAUUCAGGUCCACUGCCUGAGAAACACAUGUCACGGUCCUCCCAGCGAGAAGGUGGAUCACCUAGAAAUAGUUUGGAGGUCUUAACACCAGAGGUUCCUGGAGAAAGAGAUCGAGGCAAUUGCAUUACAUCACUACAGCUACAUCCAAAAGGGUGGGCUACGCUUCUUCGGUGCUCAAGUAAUACAGAUGACCAGGAG
Molecule: messenger RNA, 682 nt
Organism: Balearica regulorum gibbericeps (East African grey crowned-crane)
Lineage: Eukaryota; Metazoa; Chordata; Aves; Gruiformes; Gruidae
Source: RefSeq, a predicted model, not a curated record